UUUAAGGAGAGCAUCAUCUGCCAAGAAAACGCUGUUUUUUUUUUAGGGAAACCAAGGUUGUUGAGGUCUGUGGCGGGUUCUGCAAGUUGAAGGUUGCGGCUGGUCGCAAGGCUCCUGGAGCAGAUCUGUGCCAUUCCCCCUUUUGUCCUCUCAUGCCCCCCUCCCCCUCCCUGUGUGUUUCCCUGUGUGUCGGUGAUCCCGCACCCCUGCCCAUUCCCCAUCUGCUCCCUCCUGUCGUGUCACCUCUCCCGCCUGAAGCUCCCCUCUCACCCCAUGCUUGGACCAGAGCCAGCCCACUGCCAGCCCAAUGACUGCCUGGAUCGUCCUGCCUGUCAGCUUGUCUGCCUUCUCCAUCACUGGAAUAUGGAUAGUGUACGCCAUGGCUGUAAUGAAUCACCAUGUUUGUCCUGUGGAGAACUGGACAUACAACAUCACAUGCACGGAGGAGCUGCCCCGACCAGGCUUUCCUAAGACCUGCUGCACCGUCCAGGACAUCCCCCUCAUCAGUAAAUGCGGGUCGUACCCCCCAGAAAGCUGCUUGUUCAGCCUGAUCGGGAAUGUGGGAGCCUUCAUGGUGGUGAUGGUGUGUCUUCUACGCUACGCUCAGGUGAUAGAACACAGCCACCGCUGCUGGGUCAACACCAGCGCUCUGGUUUCUGGCUGCACCAACGCUGUGGGUCUGGUCAUGGUGGGCAACUUUCAGGUGGAUCAUGCCAAGUCUCUCCAUUACGUGGGAGCGGGCGUGGCCUUCCCUGCUGGGCUGCUCUUCGUGUGUCUGCAGUGCGUGCUCACCUACCGCGUGGCUGUCACAGCGCUGGACUACUGGAUGGCACAUUUCCGCGUGGCUCUGGCUCUGGGAGCCAUGGUGUCUCUCGUCCUCAGCGGCAUCUUCUUCAUCCACGAGAGCUUCACGCUGCAGCACGCGGCAGCCAUCUGCGAGUGGGUGUUCACCGUGGACAUCCUGGUCUUUUACGGCACCUUCACCUAUGAGUUUGGCACCGUCACCAGCGAGACCGUCAUGGCGGCCCUGCAGCAGAGCCACCUCCACGGCUCGGGGGUCAUGAUGGGGUCCAGAGCUCGAGGCUCCACCCUGGGCAGCACGACCAAGGGCCUGAAGUCGCCGGGCGGCAGCAGCACGUCCACUCACCUCAACUGUACCCCGGAGAGCAUCGCCAUGUUGUAGCCCUGCGCCAGCUCAGACCUGAGGGUCAGCUCAGGGGGGGCGCUAAAAUAGGUGGCUGGGUCUUGUUUUCUUCUGUUGGACUCUUCACUGGGGUCCAUCACUGGUGCGGGGUGGUGGGAUCCGCCCCUCGGCUUGUGUGUGCACGACACCUUUCACUGAGAGAACAGCGUAGUGAGUAGAAACCAAUGAAUGUGAGUCCUACCAGUUACCAUGUGUACUCAACUGCCAUGACUCCCCCAAAUGUGUUUUGAGUUGCUUGCACAAAUUUCAAUCUAAAUCAUUCAACAAAAUGUAUUUACAAUUCUGGAAUGUUUUUCAUGACCCUGAUGAUGUCAUUUUGCCCAUGUUCCUAUCAGUCACCUUCAAAUUGAUGCCUUUUUUCAGUCUUGUGUUCACGAUGUAGCUGAGCACACAACUUUGUAUGGGUGGCCUGAGUUGUUCAGUGUGAAGUUGACCCCCUCCACCUCCUCCUGCGCAUACGCUCCCAUCCCAUAAUGGACUCAGUCAAGCCUUAUUCAGCCUGUAAUGUCGCAUGUGAGGGUUUAACAUCCGCUUAGCAUCUUGGACCGCGAUGACGUUUGUUGCCAAUGUCUCCGGAAGAGACGACCCGACGCACAACCAAGGUGUUUCUGUCGACCCAGAUAUCAGCAAUACACUGUUAAAAAGGUCGUCUACCUCUUCUCCUCUUCCUGGGUGCGACGGGUGAAAUCUGUUUCCAUCACUGGUGUUUCAGCCUUGUGGGUCCACGUGUGUGAACAUGUGAGUCCAGAGAUGCAGAUGGAGCCACCCUCUGAUUUUUGCCAUUUUCUUUUUGCCAAAAGAAGUUUAGGUUUUGUUCAGUACUAGGUGUGUGUUUGCUCUGUUUCCGCCUUACUGUUCACCCUGUGCCAGGGAACAUCCGUCAUGCGACAUCUUCCUCAUGUCGACCUUUCUCGCGAUCCUGUAACCAAAGUGUCACAUCUGACGGCAGCUGGCUUCGACAGACACACUCGAGACAAACUCACCACCCUCUUCUUGAAAUUCUAGCUUCACAAAACGCUCCGUUUCUAUUGGUAGGAAUAUUGUGAUGGAGAUCCGAACAGCCGGGAGAGAACCAUGGCCUCAGCUGCAGAGAGUGUGUAAAAGUUGUCAAGAAAAUUUCCCCCCGAUUCACCAGAUCUUUCUUUUAUAUAUCCUGUAAAUAUGUAUGAUUUCUCAAUCAGUUGGGUAUUUUGAUUUGACAGAGAUUUAUAUUCAAAUAUUAAAUAAAAAUGGUAAA
Messenger RNA from Synchiropus splendidus (mandarinfish), 2441 nucleotides. RefSeq names its product transmembrane protein 150A-like. The transcript is spliced from 8 exons. Bases 308 to 1183 code for a protein of 291 amino acids. NCBI's taxonomy places the organism in Eukaryota, Metazoa, Chordata, Actinopteri, Syngnathiformes, Callionymidae. Gene Ontology annotation, biological process: protein localization to plasma membrane. The record is from RefSeq and is a predicted model, not a curated record.